AUGAAUCUGACUGGUAGGGAUGGCUUUGAGGAGGCCUUAGUGAAAAACAUUGUCAUCGUGGCCAUGGGUAUUGCAAUCAAUUGGAUCAAUGGGAUCAUAGUUUUGACUUUCUUCAGGAACUCUGUUUUCCGAUGUGAAACCAGAUACAUCCUGUAUAUGAACCUGGUGGUAAAUGACAUGACCAUGAUAUUUUUCUCGGUGGCACUUUACGUGUUGACUUACGCCGUCUCGUCUGUCAACCUGGCCGGGUGUUGCGCCCUGGUUGUCAUCGGCACGACCACGCACAUGAACACCCCCAUCAUCCUGACUGGCAUGGCCAUCGAGCGCUAUAUCGCCAUCUGCAAGCCUCUCCACCACGCUCAGAUCUGCACCGUGCGCAGGACCUACGCCCUCAUCGGCCUCACCUGGGGCGCCGGGCUCGGACCCGCUCUAAUCGACGUCUUCAUUUCCUUAUCCGUCCAGCCAGACACCUUCCUCUACUCCUCGGUGGCGCUGUGUCACCCGCUCAUCAUUUACAACACCCGCAUGCACGCGGACAAGGUGCAGGUGUUGCAGGGCUUGUACAUGUCGUUAGUGUGGCUGACGCUGCUCUACACCUACCUGCGGGUGUUCCUCGCGGCUCGGGCGGCCACGGCGGACGCGGCCUCGGCCAAGAAGGCCCAGAGUACCAUCCUGCUGCACGGAGCCCAGCUGAUCCUCUGCAUGCUGUCCUACACCACGCCGUACAUCAACAAGGCCUUCAUACCGCUGUUUCCGGCUCAGCGCACCAUCAUCAUGUUCCUGGGCUACUUGAUCACCUCCAUCAUACCCAGGCUGCUCAGUCCUCUCAUAUACAGUAUUAGGGACAGGAAGUUUGCCAAGUGCAUGUCGCAGUACUACACUUUUGAAGUUCUCAUAAUUGCUACAAUGCCCUUGUCGUCACUGGGAACUAAAAUAAUUUUAAAAACCUGCAGGAGGACACACAACUUGCACAUGAUCCCUCAACUAGACGCAUGUAAAAUUCCGAUGAACCCUUAUCUUAUUCUCGGAGCCAACAGUAGUAACCGAAGCGCGCUCCCGACGACGUGCCAAUCGGAAGCACAUGAGUUGCCGUGCAAGAAAGUGACAAGCAAGCUGCACUGGAGCGAAUAG
Messenger RNA from Engraulis encrasicolus (European anchovy), 1131 nucleotides. Its product is annotated as odorant receptor 131-2-like. The record is from RefSeq and is a predicted model, not a curated record. Gene Ontology annotation, cellular component: membrane. Bases 1 to 1131 code for a protein of 376 amino acids. Gene Ontology annotation, biological process: G protein-coupled receptor signaling pathway; detection of chemical stimulus involved in sensory perception of smell. Gene Ontology annotation, molecular function: odorant binding; olfactory receptor activity; G protein-coupled receptor activity. Lineage: Eukaryota; Metazoa; Chordata; Actinopteri; Clupeiformes; Engraulidae. The transcript has 4 exons.